This is a messenger RNA of Helobdella robusta, 1563 nucleotides long. RefSeq lists its product as hypothetical. The transcript is spliced from 9 exons. NCBI's taxonomy places the organism in Eukaryota, Metazoa, Annelida, Clitellata, Rhynchobdellida, Glossiphoniidae. The coding region runs from base 1 to 1563 and encodes 520 amino acids. The record is from RefSeq and is a predicted model, not a curated record.
AUGCCAAUAGCUGUGACAAAACGAAAGAGGGACAACACAUCCCCUAAUACAAUUUCGUUAGGAGCAAGCAACAUUGGCAACACUUCUGAUGAAAGAACCAGACAACAAUUUCUAAGGGCUUUUGAAAGAGAGUCCAUUGUGGGACAUCAUUUUGAAUUGGACAUAUCACCUCGAAGUUGUGAAAGCAACACCUCAUCAUUCCAAUGUUUCAACACCCACUCUCCUCCUAUACUUAAUUUGAGUCCCAACUUGAGUCCGAUGCAGGAUGGUCACAGAACAUCACCACUGGAAGUCAGAGUUCAAGAGGCAGUUGCUGCCAUACCUGAUAUUGGUCCUCAAUUCGUUGGUUCGCCUAUUUUGUAUCCAUGCAUCAUAAAUGAACCUACCAACUCUAUUGAGCUGGAUGAUACAAUACCAAGCAAGAAACGCAAAGUGGCUGCAGAACUAGUUGGCAUGUCGCCUGAUGCUCAAAUUGUUGUUCAGAGCCCAGGACUGAACAGGAUGGAACAGGUGACGACUUCUGCUCCCAAUCAGCUGAGAAGGAAGAAAGUGGAUAGAAUGCUGAUGGAGCAUAACAAUGCUGCCAACAGUAACAAUAGUGUUAACAAUGUUAACAAUACUAGAAGCCCUGUUUUGAGAAGCAGACAUCACAGGACUGCCAACAACAAAACCAACCCAACUCCAACUUCAAUGAACAUAACAACUCGCAGUAAUUCUAUGCAACAACAACAGCAACAUCAUCAAACCAAUUCAAGAAGACUGCCUUCAGCAUCAAGAAGAUCAGCACAUAACCAUUACAUAGCACCUGAAAGAGGAUAUGUAUAUAUCAAUUCUGUUAACCAGCAGGUGCAAGAUUUCCUAGUGAGUCAACAGGACCCACAACAACAACAUUUGAUGGAUCCCAACAGAAACAACACAUAUCUUCACAAUGCCAACAACAACCAACAACACGUCCAACCUCCACCAUUUAUAGCUUCCAACAUCAUAAACCCACCACCGACUGCUUACCUACCUCCUUACACAUUGAGACUGGCCCCUUAUGAACUGCCCAUCAAUCAUGUAGAAGUUCUUCCUUCCCCCAACUUCUACCCACACCCUCUGUCAUCACCCACUGGCCAUCAGUAUGACAAUUACCAACACAGAGCCACAAGACAGUACACCAGGCAGACCAUGCUAAGAAAUAUGGAGGCUCCUAUCAAUAAUAAUAUUUUGCUUACAUCUCAUCUUCCAGUUGUGGACCCAUUGGUCCCCACUUACAUCAAUUUUGUACCCUACUCGGACCCAAGCUACUACCAGCAGCCUCAACAACAUGCAGCCAACAACAACAACAAUAAUGCAAGCCAGCACAUGCCAUCGUCUCCACCUCCAUCAUACAACAUCAUGUUACCACCAGCUGGUCGCUCGUACAGAAGGCAUCCUGGUUAUGCUAAUGGAUUCAUACAACACUUCCUGUUAGUUUAUCUUCUUAUUUAUCUUAUAGUUGAUUACUUGCAGUUGUUUAGCAAUUUUUUGUCAGCUGGUCUAUCAAAGUACGGGGUAAUUAUUAUAAGUAAAAGAAGUUAA